Messenger RNA from Lottia gigantea (owl limpet), 763 nucleotides. RefSeq lists its product as hypothetical. The record is from RefSeq and is a predicted model, not a curated record. Lineage: Eukaryota; Metazoa; Mollusca; Gastropoda; Lottiidae. The coding region runs from base 62 to 727 and encodes 221 amino acids. The transcript has 3 exons. Gene Ontology annotation, molecular function: acetylpyruvate hydrolase activity. Gene Ontology annotation, cellular component: mitochondrion.
UUUUUUUUUAAAUCUACAGCAAAGUGGAAGUAGCUGCAUGGAUCAGGUUGUAGCCUAAAUAAUGUCUAUUUGUUCAAGCAAAUUACCCAAAUUUACAGAGUUUGGGAAGAAAAUAGUUGGCGUUGGUGCUAAUUACAAUGCUCUGCUUGAAGCAUUUUUCAAUGGUAAAAAACCAACAGCACCAAUAAUAUUUCUGAAACCACCUUCAGCCUAUGUUACAGUUGGUAAACCUAUACGGAUUCCAAAAAUUUGUCAAAAUGUAAAUUAUGAAGUGGAACUGGGAGUUAUUAUUGGUCAAAAAGGAUUUGAUAUUCCAGAAAAUAAGGCUAUGGAUUUUGUAGGAGGAUACACAUGUGCCUUAGAUUUAACCGAUUUUGGUACCUUAGGGACGUCGAGAGAAGCUAGAGGACCUUGGUCGUUGGCGAAAGGAUUUGAUUCGUCGUGUCCAGUGGGAGAUUUUAUUCCCAAAAAUCGUAUCCCAGAGCCCGAUAACCUGAAAAUAUGGCUUAAGGUUAAUAACACACUAAAACAAGAUGACAACACUGGAAAUCUUAUCUUCACCUUACCCCAGCUUAUAAGCUACAUCAGUAAAUAUAUGACUCUAGAGCCAGGAGAUCUCAUAGUAACGGGAACACCUGAUGGAUAUGGACCCGUGUCACAUGGUGAUAAAAUCAAAGCUGGCCUAGGCGAUGUAACUGAAAUCAGUUUUGAAAUUGAACGACUUUGAUAUUGAAAUUAAAGUAUUGUUUUUCAAUAGUUUGUC